This is a messenger RNA of Syngnathus typhle (broad-nosed pipefish), 4392 nucleotides long. It is a transcript of the gene lrrc8db, whose product is annotated as leucine rich repeat containing 8 VRAC subunit Db. Bases 330 to 2840 code for a protein of 836 amino acids. The transcript has 2 exons. Lineage: Eukaryota; Metazoa; Chordata; Actinopteri; Syngnathiformes; Syngnathidae. Gene Ontology annotation, molecular function: protein binding. The record is from RefSeq and is a predicted model, not a curated record.
ACAUCGGCGCGUACGCGCACACCAUCGCGGUCUUCACUUUCCACACAACCGAGAGUUCACCUCCCGGCCGCCCACCCCUACCCGCGCCCGGCGGCGGAACAAACCGGACCAGACCAUCCGCGGCGAGGCGAAGCAGGACAGCCGGUAGGCGGAAAAGGGGGUGGGGUAGAGGGGCAGCAGCAGCCGCCCUAAGCCGCUUAGAAGCGGCUCGAGCAGCGCCUUGACCAGGAAGAAUGGACGCCUUCGAGACGGUGGUUGACCGGCGAACAGCUUCGGUUCUGCCGUAGCAGGAGGACAAUAACGCGCGUCGAGCAGACCUCCGCGAAGGAAUGUUCACCCUCACCGAAGUCGCCUCCCUGAACGACAUCCAGCCGACUUACCGCAUCCUGAAACCAUGGUGGGACGUCUUCAUGGAUUACCUGGGCAUCAUCAUGCUCAUGCUGGCCAUCUUCGCCGGGACCAUGCAGCUGACGCGCGACCAGGUGGUCUGCCUGCCUGACUUGGACUCGGACCCCGACAAGGUGGCGCCCCUUCCGACUGAGGCGCCCGACAGGUUGGGGGGUAAGGAGAGCGCCGCGGUGGAGCAAGGGACGCCCCUGACGCCAGCUCCUGAUCAAGCACUGACGCAGCAGCCGCCGCCCCCCGCCGGGAUCCGAACCAAGCUGGACUUCCAGCAGUACGUCUUUGUCAAUCAGAUGUGCUACCACGUGGCCCUUCCGUGGUACUCCAAAUACUUUCCUUACCUGGCGCUGAUCCACACACUCAUCCUGAUGGUGAGCAGCAACUUCUGGUUCAAGUAUCCUCGCACCAGCUCCAAGAUCGAGCACUUUGUCUCCAUCCUGGGCAAGUGUUUCGAGUCUCCCUGGACUACCAAGGCGCUCUCGGAGACGGCGUGUGAGGACUCGGAGGAGAACAAGCAGCGUCUGGCGGGGGCCGCUGCCAAGCACAAGCACUUCUCCACCAGCAGCGAGGAGGGUAGCCCCAAUCAGUCGACACCCAUGCUGAGCAAGUCCGGCGUCACCUUCUCCACCGAGAAGCUGGUGAGCGAGGCGCCCUCCAUGACCAUCCUCGACAAGAAGGACGGCGAGCAAGCCAAGGCACUCUUUGAGAAGGUCCGCAAGUUCCGCGCCCACGUGGAGGACAGCGACAUGAUCUAUCGCCUGUACGCCCUGCAGACGCUCAUCAAGACCGUCAAGUUCAUCGUCAUCCUGUGCUACACCAUGAACUUUGUGACCUCCAUCAACUUCUACCACUUGUGUGAGCCGGAAGUCAAACACUUGACCGGAUACGGGAAGUUCCACUGCACGCACAACAUGGCAUUCAUGCUGAAGAAGCUGCUGGUGAGCUACAUUGCGCUCAUUUGCGUCUACGGCGUCAUCUGCAUCUACACGCUCUUCUGGCUCUUCCGCCGCCCCCUCAAGGAGUACUCCUUCGAGAAAGUCCGCGAGGAGAGCAGCUUCAGCGACAUCCCCGACGUGAAGAACGACUUUGCAUUCCUGCUGCACAUGGUGGACCAGUACGACCAGCUCUACUCCAAGCGCUUCGGCGUCUUCCUGUCAGAGGUCAGUGAGAACAAACUGAGGGAGAUCAGCCUGAACCACGAGUGGACCUUCGAGAAGCUCCGGCAGCAUGUGACCCGCAACGCUCAGGAGAAAUUGGAAUUGCACCUCUUCAUGCUGUCAGGUGUGCCCGACGCCGUGUUUGAUCUCACCGACUUGGAGAUCCUCAAGCUGGAGCUCAUACCCGAGGCCAAGAUCACGGCCAAGAUCUCGCAGAUGAUCAACAUACAGGAGCUCCAUUUUUACCACUGUCCGGCCAAAGUGGAACAGACGGCAUUCAUCUUCCUGCGGGACCACCUGCGAUGCCUUCACGUCAAGUUCACGGACGUGGCCGAGAUCCCCAGCUGGCUGUACCUGCUGAAGAACUUGCAGGAACUCUACCUGGUGGGCAACCUGAACUCGGAGAACAACAAAAUGAUUGGACUCGAGUCUCUGCGAGACCUGCGGCACCUGAAGGUCUUGCAUCUCAAGAGCAACCUCACCAAGAUCCCCACCAACAUCACGGAUCUGUCACCACACCUGGUCAAGUUAGUGGUGCACAACGACGGCACCAAGCUCCUGGUGCUCAACAGCCUGAAGAAGAUGACCAACCUGUCCGAGUUGGAGCUGCACAACUGUGAGCUGGAGCGAAUCCCGCACGCCAUCUUCAGCCUCAACAACCUUCAAGAACUGGACCUCAAGUCCAACCUCAUCCGGACCAUCGAGGAAGUCAUCAGCUUCCAGCAUCUGAAGCGGCUGACGUGCCUCAAGCUCUGGCACAACAAGAUCAUCUCCAUCCCGCUGUCCAUCACCCAUGUCAAAAACCUCGAGUCGCUCUACCUGUCGCACAACAAGCUGGAGUGUCUGCCCAGCGCUCUCUUCAACCUGCUCAAGCUACGGCACCUAGACGUGAGCCACAACUCCAUCGCCGUCAUCCCCCCCGAGGUGGGCUUCCUGCAGAACCUCCAGCACUUUGCAAUCGCCGGCAACAAGUUGGAGGUGGUCCCCAAGCAGCUCUUCAAGUGCACCAAACUGCGGACGCUGUGCCUCGGCCACAACUGCAUUGCCGCCCUGCCGGAGCGGGUCGGGCAGCUGGCGCAGCUGAGCCACCUUGAGCUGAAGAGCAACUGCCUGGAUCGUCUGCCGCCGCAGCUGGGUCAAUGCCCGCUGCUGCGCCGGGGCUGCCUGCUGGUGGAGGACCAUCUCUUUGACUCACUGCCCGUGGAGGUCAAGGAGAGUCUCAACCAGGAAACUGCUGGCGCUUUCGCAAACGGGUGCAGGUGUCUGACGGACGGGCGAUAGCAACUCAGGGCAUCGUUUUUGGUUUUUUGGUUUUAAUGCUGGGCCAGGGGGGCAAACAAAGGUGUGCCUACAGUUAAAUACUGCAAAUAGUAUUAUUUGCAGUAGUAGUAUUCUUAAGACCCCUCUGCCCCCUGCCUGUGACCACAUCAAAUCCUGUAGUGCAUAUUUCCUCAAUUUCUCCUUCUUUUUUUUUGAUACAGCAGCUCACAGACCAAGCAGAACUGGUACCGCUUCUUCACCAGGUUCUUUGUUGACAAGCGGCAACUCUUUACUGGCCCACAGAGGAGGAUUCUGUUACAUGGGCAGCAACCUCCGAUUGGGUAGCACUAGCGCAGGCACCAGUGGUGCCGCUAAUGGUGCUCCCCGGGUAUUUGCGUUCUGGCUUGGUGGAAAACAAAUAAGAUGACUCCAAAUACACGUCAGUGAAUUCGAGUGCCCUCUGCUGGUUAUCGUAGGUAUCUGCCAGUGCGGUACAGAAAGGGCCAUGAAAAAGUGAAAGCACUAGAAAAGCCAGGUUGGAAACCACUUGGAUGAAAAAAUCUGUCAUCAUGUUGUUUGUCCUCAUGUUUCUGCAUGUAGUAACUUAGCAUUAGCGUUACAACGGCAAGAUCACCAAAGUCUGGAGACCUCAAGUUAUUUAAAUUGAGAUUUGUCAAGUCGGUGUUCAACAGUCUUUUGUUUUUUUCCAGCAGGAAUUUUCUGGCAGGUGUUAAAUGUCGCACCCUGUUUCGUUCACGACAUUUGGGAUGCUUUGGUAGAUAAAAUGGAACUUGAUUUGUCUUAAUAUUACUUUGUAGAUGUAAUAUUGUAACCUUAUUUCUCAUUUGAUCAAGAUUAGCCUCCCAAAAUUGUAUUUUCCACUUAUAUUAAUAUUCAAAGUAAUCCGAUACAAUUGAACUGUUCCUCCUGAAAUUAAUUACUUUUGUAGGCGAGGGGUUUUGUUUUAAAUUUUAUUCAUACUACGUAUUUUUCCCCAAUUGCAGUAUUGUCACUGCUAAUACUGAAUUGCACUUUUUGUUGUCAAUUUGACAAAGAUUAUUCUUGUCUCUAAAUGAGCGGCUCCAAAUAUUUGAAACUUUGACUGCAGACCUCCAGCCCAAAUUAUCAACAUCCUGUAUGUAAUUUUUGUGAAGUUAACCAAAAGUCAGCAUUGAACUUUUUGACUUGUUCAGGUGUACCAAUUGUUGUGGCUUGUGUGUGUCUUUAGUUCUUUUGGCACACACGUCCACAUUGAACUAAUCUUCACUGUGUCAAGAGCAGGAAACCAAAAAGACCAAAAGCAAGGGAACAAGAAUAACAGUUUAGUAAAUGUUUUUGUUCAGAGGUGAAAAGGUUUCUUUGUGUAAGCUUACACAUUCCACUGCGUUCUGUGUGGUCAAACAUUGACAAAAAGGACCAAACAUCCAUCAAAAUGAUGAUUACAAAACAGACCACAUUUUGUGUUCUAUUAUUUUUUAUGUUUUACUUUGACAAACUGCUUGUACCAAGUGUGGCAUUUGAAUAAAUUAGUUCAGCUUGUUUAAAAAAAAAAAAAACGCUGAAAACGAACAAA